Messenger RNA from Trichoplax adhaerens, 891 nucleotides. RefSeq lists its product as uncharacterized. Lineage: Eukaryota; Metazoa; Placozoa; Uniplacotomia; Trichoplacea; Trichoplacidae. The transcript is spliced from 8 exons. Gene Ontology annotation, biological process: mitochondrion organization. Bases 1 to 891 code for a protein of 296 amino acids. Gene Ontology annotation, cellular component: mitochondrion; membrane. The record is from RefSeq and is a predicted model, not a curated record.
AUGGCUAAAAAUAUUAGGGAUAUGGCUGGUCGCUUAUCAAGCAUGCCAAAGGGCUUCGGUACUGGCAUGAGAUUGUUAAUUGGUGCAGGAAUUCUAGGUUAUGGCGUCAAGGAGUCAAUAUUUACAGUGGAAGGUGGUCAUAGAGCAAUUAUGUUUAGCAGAAUUGGCGGUAUCCAAGAGACUAUUUAUAAUGAAGGUCUACACUUUAGGAUACCAUGGUUUCAAUAUCCUAUCAUCUACGAUAUUCGAUCCAAGCCUCGUCGAAUAACAUCUUUAACUGGUAGUAAAGAUCUGCAGAUGGUCAACAUCAGUCUUCGUGUACUUUCAAGACCAUUAUCCGAUAAAUUACCUGCAAUGUAUCAGAGAUUAGGUGUCGACUAUGAUGAGAGAAUAUUGCCAUCGAUUUGCAAUGAGGUAUUGAAAAGCGUCGUAGCUAAAUUUAACGCAUCUCAACUUAUUACUCAGCGUUCUCAAGUCAGUAUGUUGGUGUACAAAUUAUUGACAGACAGGGCUUUAGACUUCAACAUUAUUCUUGAUGAUGUGUCGAUAACUGAUCUGAGUUUCAGUAAAGAAUACGCUGCCGCUGUUGAGGCUAAACAAGUUGCUCAACAAGAAGCUCAAAGAGCUCAAUUCAUUGUAGAGAAAGCUAAGCAAGAUAGACAACAAAAAGUAGUUCAAGCGGAAGGAGAAGCUGCUUCUGCAAAAUUGAUAUCCUUUCUGUACUAUAUUAAGAUCCACUUGCUAACUGAAAAUCCUGGUUAUCUUAAAUUGCGAAAAAUUAGGGCUGCUCAAAGUGUGGCUAAAACUAUUUCACAAUCCCAAAAUCGCGUAUACUUGAAUGCCAAUUCGCUGUUGCUAAACUUAUCUGACAGUGACUUCAAUUUGUUGUAA